Caenorhabditis briggsae is the source of this 3279-nucleotide messenger RNA. RefSeq names its product Protein CBR-BAM-2 (gene Cbr-bam-2). The record is from RefSeq and is a predicted model, not a curated record. The transcript is spliced from 10 exons. The coding region runs from base 1 to 3279 and encodes 1092 amino acids. NCBI's taxonomy places the organism in Eukaryota, Metazoa, Nematoda, Chromadorea, Rhabditida, Rhabditidae.
AUGAGCGAGAGGCGGAAAGACAAUUUGAUAUUACGCCUCAUUGCUCUUUUGUUAUUAGCUGUAUUUGUUAAUUGUAAGUUUUUUUCAAAAUUUUUAUAUUAUUCUGGUACAAAUAAAAGUGGUGUUGUGGAGAGAGACUCUGGUGGGCCACAGCCACAGCCACAGCCGGACUACCGUAAUUUUCAAAAAACAAUUUUUUUUUUCUCAUUUUUCGUCCGUGAUAUUCAAUCUCGUUUCUCAUGUUAUAAUCAUUAUCUCGCUGGUAUUCACUCAAGUUCUGUUCUUCCAAUUGCUGGACACCAUUCAUCAAUUCCAUCAAAUGUCCAAUGUAUAUUUGAAAAUGACGUUGCAUUCACAGAAGUGCAUUCUGCACUGCAAAAUUCUCACCAUGUUCUAACAAAGAAAUCGGUCAACUUUCAAGUACCAGAUUUGUAUCAUCUCCGAGAAAUUGUGAGGCGAUCUCAAUGCACUCAAACUCUGACUGUUAACUGGAAGAAUACUCCAGAAACAGGAAGAGGUGGCAUUAAAGUGGUUUCUCUGCUCAAUGAAACAACUAAAAUUGAGUACAGUGGAGAGGACCAUCAGGAUUUCCUGUUUGACGAUUCUUUUGCCGGUGUUCGUCAUUUGAUUCCAGACGAAGAUGAUUAUGAAUUUAAUCCAACUGUCACCACGACACGACUUAUUUGCAAGCAUUACACACAACCGGAAUGUCUUGUUCGAGGGAAAUUUGAGGUUGAUUUGGAGGCAAAUCUCGAAUGGAGCUAUGCAUUUGCAUUCAAAACUGAUACGACUAAUCAAACACUUUUCUCACUUCGAUGCGGAGAUAUGUCAUCAGAAGUUCGUCUGGAAAAUGAUUUCUUCAUUCGAGAAGAUGGAAGUGCACCAGUCGCAGUUGGUCAUUUGUCAGAUGCCACGUGGCACACUGCAAUUGUCAAACAUAGUGAACCAGAUAGUCACUAUCUGAAAAUUGAUGAUUUCCCAGAGAUCGAGUUACCAAAGGCCAUCAAUGAUGAUACUGACAAAACGAUUACACUGACCAUUGCUGUGAAUGGUAAUAUUCAAUUGAUAGAUCCAACUGACACCAAUGAUGACUGCAUGUACAGUUUCGACAAACCACAGAAAAGAUUACAGGAAACUGUGAAUACUCGGACAAUGUGUGUCGGAUGUGGAUGCUCAAAGUUGAGUGGAACGUUCGAUGGACUCAGUAAAUGUGAUGAAGACGAAGAAGGAUCGUACAGUUUGAGAAGAGAUUUGGAUAGACUGUCUUUCUUUCAUUUCGAAGAUUCUUUCGAUGUGGAUUCUAGUGGUUCCGCAAUUCCUGCCAUUUCCACGAGCUUCAAAUCAGACUCAGAUGUUGGUUUGAUUUUCUUCGGUUACUGGCAAAAUUUCAAUGGAAAGGGACGCCUUCAAGUCUAUUAUCAUUAUGAUUUGAUAUCUGCAGUUUAUUGUAAACACGCAGAAGAUGAAGAAUGUUCUGGAUGUUCGAUUAGAAAUGCUCGCGGAUUCGGAAGAGAUGAAUGGAUUCAAACGAUACUUUGGGGUGGCGGAGAUGAAAUUCAUUUGGCUACUGAUUCUUCAAUUUGUCGCCUCCAACAAUCUCCAAAUAUCAGUUUGGCAGAGGUCUACGCGAUUCCACAGAUAUCUCAAGGCGCAGGAUUAUUCAUCGGCGGAAUAUGGCACGAGAAGAAACGGCGUGGAUUGUACAAAGCAGAAGCCGAACAGAAAUAUUUUGAGAAUACUAGAGAAAAGGCGCCAGUGCUCAGAGGAUGUGUCAAGGAUGUUUUCAUUCGAGGAGCCAAAAUGGAUCUCACUACGAGUUUCGAUGCUCAGAAACACGCAAUGCUGAUCGAGGAAUAUGAUUCAAAUGCAUUUGCGGUUAAAAGGGAUUGCCAAAAAUGUAAUCCCACAUGUUCAGAGAAGACGAGAUGUCGUUCACAAGGUCCGCUUCAGUCCUCUCCAAUGAUCUGUGACUGUGCUGAUGAAUUGCAAUUUAAUACUUCCCAAGGGACGUGCGAGAAGAAAAGAGACUCCACACCUGUGGCUCUUUCUACCGCAUUCUUAUCUCAAAAGCAAGUUGUGCUAGAUGUUCAAAAUACAAAAGCUGUUUUGAGCAAAGUUUGGAUUAAAUUUGCUCUCCCAAAACAUAUUAAUGAAGCUCAUACGAUUGUGGAAUUCAAUUCACAUAGAGAAACAUUAUUCAAUAUCAAAGUGGAUACCGAAGGAACUGUUACCGUGCAACUUCAUGGCCAAGAUUCUGCAUCACGUCAUCUCGAUCUCCUGGAUGAUCGUGUUCAUCUUCUUCAACUCCAGAGACGUACUCCAAUGGGAACAAGACAUUCUGCAAAGAAAUAUGACCUUUAUGUAGGGAUUCUGGUUUUUUGUAAUAUUCUGUAUUUCAUAUUUUUCCAGAUUGAUGGUUAUCAUACUGUGGUCUCUGAUAUUGGAAAACUUGUAUUGAACAAUGUAUCAGUGUCAGCUGCAGAGACAACCGACGAAUGGAGUUCUGUUAUUGUUCAUGGUAAAAAUUAUAACUCAAAACUUCGUAACUUCUUUCUGUUUUCAGAUUUCGGACUCUCUUACGAAUAUGACGAACAAUUUGCGGUUCUUCAUCCUUCCAACCUAAUCCAUCAAGUCGAUAUACACUCACAGCUCUUACAAUACCAAAUUCACGCUCCGGAUCUCUCAAAAACAGGAAUCCUUGAUGAUUCUCUCUGGGAAAAGCCAAUUUUCGGUUCGGAAUCCGAGCAAUCUCCAGUUCUGGAAUCUUCCCCACAUGGAGAAAUCGUUGAUUUCACUGCUGACAUCAUAGAGCCAGAGCAAUUAUGUAAGUCAAUCAACAUAUUAUCUGCUCGUUGGAUUCUCUAUUCUCUCUUCCUAACCGUUUUACUCUGUUUGCUCAUCCUGAUGUGCGUGGUCUGCUACUGGUGCGUCCUACAACCGAGAUCAAUGCGGCGGACGGAUAGUGGAUCACAGAGAACAAUAAUGAGAGAUAGUCCAGACUAUGCUCCUGUAAAAAUGCGUAGAGACAGUAUAAGUGGAGUUUCAGUCGAUGACGAUGGAUCGAUUGGAACAGAUGAUACUGAUCUACAGGCUUACAGAGAUAUUCCUUCACAUAGAGUCAAGAUAUACAGGGAAUCGAUGGUCUCAAUUCUGGUUCCUUCGAUUGAUCAGCCAGCCGAAGCAGCAAUUGUAAAGAGAACAAAUUCAACGAUAUCGGACCAAACGGCUCCAAGACAUCAGGAUUCACAUGCUCCACUGGUUACCGUCAAUGACGACUGA